AUGUCAAAAGUCGCCUUGAUCACUGGUACAAACUCUGGUAUUGGUUAUUCAUUAGCCCUAGAAUUCCAUAAAAGGGGCGUAAAAGUCUAUGCAACUGAUUAUCAAUUCUCCAAUACAACCUUACAAACUUUUAAAGAUCUAGGGAUAAUUACACAUACUUUAGAUGUUCGUAAUAUCCAAGAUAUUAAAAAAAUCCGUGAUGUUGUGGAUGCUGAAGAAAAUGGGAAAUUAGACUAUCUUUACAAUAACGCUGGUAUAGUUACUGCGGUUCAUUCAACUGACAUUACCGAUGAACAAUUACAAGACCUAUAUGACAUUAAUGUAUUUGGUCCAAUUAAAAUGACUAGAGAAUUCAUCAAAUUGGUCAUAAAUGCAAAAGGUACAAUCAUUUUUUCAGGUUCUGUCACUAAGAAUAUACCAUUACAUUGUAAUUCAUUAUAUGUUUCUUCAAAAGCUGCCCUAGAUCAAUAUAUCUCGGUAUUACAAUUAGAAGUUAGAAAUUAUGGUGUUAAAGUCAUUGAAGUAUUGGGUGGGAUGAUUAAAACUGAUAUCUUUAACAAUUCAAUGAAUACUGUUCCUGAUGAUUCCAUUUAUAACUUUGAUGAAUACACUGAAAUUUUCCAAAAUAGAAAGCAAGCUUUAGAUAAAAAUAAUCAUAAAAGAAUGCCUGCUGAUAUUUUCGCUAAAAGAGUAUUGGAUCAAGUGGAAAAAUCUGGUUUAAACACUUUUAGAAUCUUUGAAGGUGGUGAAGCUUCAAGAUUAUAUUAUAUUCCAAAUUUCUUACCAAGAUCGAAAAUAUUAGAUAUAAUGUUGGGGAUGUUUAAUUUGAAUUUCAACUACAGAAGACAUCUACCUGCUGAAAAGAUAUAA
Messenger RNA from Hansenula anomala, 870 nucleotides. RefSeq lists its product as uncharacterized. The coding region runs from base 1 to 870 and encodes 289 amino acids. Lineage: Eukaryota; Fungi; Ascomycota; Saccharomycetes; Phaffomycetales; Wickerhamomycetaceae. The transcript has a single exon. Gene Ontology annotation, biological process: phosphatidic acid biosynthetic process; triglyceride catabolic process. Gene Ontology annotation, cellular component: endoplasmic reticulum; lipid droplet. Gene Ontology annotation, molecular function: triacylglycerol lipase activity; acylglycerone-phosphate reductase (NADP+) activity. The record is from RefSeq and is a predicted model, not a curated record.